GCCAAGCUUCAUCAUUCUCAUCAAAGUAACCAACGCGUUCAUAUCGCUGAGUGACCGAUAAUUCCAUACAAGCAACAUGAAACUGUUUCCCAUCUUCUUAAUUCUUGGCGCAGGCAUUGCCUUGGCGUCAGGAAGGCAAUUCGAACGUUGCGAAUUAGCCAGAAUACUUCAUAAUCGAUAUGGAUUUCCUCGCAAUCAGUUGGCCGAUUGGAUUUGUCUUGUUGAAUGGGAGUCAAGUUUUAGAACCAACGCAGUAGGACCACCAAACAGUGAUGGAAGCCGAGACUGGGGACUAUUCCAAAUUAACGAUCGGUAUUGGUGCAAGAGUUCAAAUUAUAGAAACUCACAUAAUAUGUGUGGCGUGUCCUGUGAACAUUUGCUUUCGGAUGAUAUAACAACUGCAGUGAAUUGUGUAAGGAAAAUAUAUGCAGCACAUGGUUUUAGUGGUUGGAAUGCGUGGACGCAACACUGCCACUCACCAUCUAGUGUCGAUCAUUGUUUCGUUGAUGCUGAUUGUCUAUCCGGUGGAGUUUCUUUUGCUAAAGGUUGGCUAUGAGAUCCUAGCAGACUGACAGAGUGUAGAGCUAGAGCCAACUUCUACUGACCAAAAGAUUAUGUUAUUAUUAUAAUUUAUCAUAUGUAUAUCAACGAAGUUCAAAUAAAUGUGAUUCAAGAAAGUGUUCA
Molecule: messenger RNA, 684 nt
Organism: Hermetia illucens (black soldier fly)
Lineage: Eukaryota; Metazoa; Arthropoda; Insecta; Diptera; Stratiomyidae
Product: lysozyme-like
Exons: 1
Coding region: 77-556 (159 amino acids)
Molecular function (GO): lysozyme activity
Source: RefSeq, a predicted model, not a curated record